UUGCUAUGUGUUAUGCACAGGCUGGGGCACUGUAAUGGCAACGUGACGUUGGAAAAUAUAAUUCGACGUCACGUUGAAACGCGACAACAGAAUAAAGCGUUUUUUGAAAAUGAUGCGGGGGGUCAUAUAGCUGACUUCUUGCGUCAAAGAGAAGUUGUAAGACACGUAGCCAGGGUUGAGCCGCUACCGCCUCGUCGUGCGGCGCCUCUUGAGCGAAACUACGGGGCGAGACGACGACGCGCAGAAGAGGAGCUUCAAGGUGCCGUAGCAGCCCGAAGACCACGAAUUGAAAUCGCGGACUUAGUUGCGGAGCCACCAUCACCUCGAUACACUCCCGUCGGUGAAUCAUCAGAUGACGACGACGAUACUCGAGGUAAUUUUGACAGAGUUCCAGCCUCAGCCGAUGAGGCUAUAUUUACUCCAAGUAAGUUUUAAAAAAUAGACUUGGAG
Solenopsis invicta (red fire ant) is the source of this 450-nucleotide messenger RNA. RefSeq lists its product as uncharacterized. NCBI's taxonomy places the organism in Eukaryota, Metazoa, Arthropoda, Insecta, Hymenoptera, Formicidae. The record is from RefSeq and is a predicted model, not a curated record. Bases 13 to 435 code for a protein of 140 amino acids. The transcript has 4 exons.